AUGAUUGCCACACUGCUUUAUUUCAUCAUAUUAAGAUCUGCUGCUGUUGGGGGAGCACUGAGUCCCUGGACAGAGAGCAAUGCCACUGAUUCCAGUGGAGAAUGCAUUUGUGAGGCAUUUCUGUCCAACAGCACUUUUCCAAUCGGAGAGCUCAUCUCGCUGGAGAACACAGCGGUGGAGAUCAACCACAAACUGGAGAUGGAGAUUAGCAAGGUGGAGAUGUAUGAGAGUAAACUACAGGUCUAUAUAGCAAAGAUCAUGAAUCUGACGGUGUUGAUCGAGUUGAUGGAGGGUGACCCUGACUCCUACAAUGAGUUCCACAUGGAGGAGGUGAAGAUCAAGAUCAAGCAGGUGGAGGCUCUGAUUGUAGAGCUGCAGCUAUCUAUACAAACCACCUCUGCUGUGCUGGUAUCCAUACGCCAACAGGUCAGUGUUAUGAUUGAAGUGGUGACUCGACUGGAGGUCACCUAUGACAAGAACCUUGUUCUUGUGACACGUCGAGAGUACAUCAUUCUACAGCAGAAACUGGAGGAAUGUGAGAGACGCCACAAUGAAAUCUUCAAUCCAAACAUUGGAAUCUGUAAUCAUGGUGGAAUAAGAAAAAUCAGUCAGCCAUUCAUCAGCCAGCUAAACGCAGACCUGAAUGCAGGUUAUAAGUAUGGAGGAUGGGGUAAAGACUCCAAGCCCUUGCCUGGCUCUGAGAAUAUGAACUGGUACUCGGGCUUUACUGACACUCUGGUCAGCAGAAUCACACUCUAUGCUGACUAUUAUAAACUGAUCAUGAGACAGGGCUUUAGUACACACGAGUUAUACCUUGUAAAUAAAUAUGAUUGGCGAGGCACUGGAAACAAUUACAUAGUGCGGGCAAAUACCCUGUACUAUCAGUUCAGAAGUCCUUUUAGCAUGGCAAAAUAUAACAUGACCAGCAAAACAGCCGAGUACAAGGUGGUUCCAGAGGCUACGACCCGAUUCUCGUACCACUAUUCGCCCAAUCAGAACCUGGACUUUGCAGCCGAUGAGACUGGGAUGUGGGUAACUUACGCCACAGAGGAGUCAAAUGGUAAACUAGUCUUGGGGAAGAUAGAUGAGGAGUCGUUUGCAUUAGAGGAGGUUUGGCAGACCAGUAUUUUCAAACCAUCUGUAGGAAAUACAUUCAUGGUAUGUGGGGUUCUAUAUGCCACAAGGUCUGUAGACUCUAAAACUGAGGAGAUAUUUUACACUUACAACACUCGUACCAAAGAGGAAAGCUAUGUUAGUAUUCCCUUUGAGAAGUUCCAGGAUUCCUAUGUCUACUUGGACUACAACCCCACCGAUCAGAAGCUUUACAUGUACAACAAUGGUUAUUAUGUCAACUAUCAUGUUUGGUUCAACCAUGAAAGUUCUAGAGAUAAACCACAACUCUUGAUUGGAAAGUGA
This is a messenger RNA of Myxocyprinus asiaticus (Chinese sucker), 1416 nucleotides long. It is a transcript of the gene olfm4.1, whose product is annotated as olfactomedin 4, tandem duplicate 1. The coding region runs from base 1 to 1416 and encodes 471 amino acids. Lineage: Eukaryota; Metazoa; Chordata; Actinopteri; Cypriniformes; Catostomidae. The record is from RefSeq and is a predicted model, not a curated record. Gene Ontology annotation, biological process: signal transduction. The transcript is spliced from 5 exons.